Molecule: messenger RNA, 2930 nt
Organism: Hemicordylus capensis (graceful crag lizard)
Lineage: Eukaryota; Metazoa; Chordata; Lepidosauria; Squamata; Cordylidae
Product: gametogenetin-binding protein 2-like
Exons: 15
Coding region: 202-2466 (754 amino acids)
Cellular component (GO): nucleus; cytoplasm
Source: RefSeq, a predicted model, not a curated record
GGCGGGGCGGUUAGGGGCGGAGCCCGAGGGAGCGGAGUGGGGCGGAGCCGAAGCGCCUGCCAGGCAGGAGCCCGCCAAAGGGGGAGGGGGGGCGCGAGCGCGAAGGGAAGGGAAGCGAGAGAGGCCAAAAAGGCGGUGCUUCGGCCUGCUGAGGCUGAAAGCUGGGAGGAAGAAGCAAGAGCAGUAGCAGCAGCGGCAGCGAUGGCGCGACUGGUGGCAGUUUGCAGAGACGGAGAGGAGGAAUUUCCCUUUGAGAAGCGGCAGAUCCCCCUCUUCAUAGAUGACACGCUUACGAUGGUGAUGGAGUUCCCGGACAAUGUGCUGAACCUUGAUGGACAUCAGAACAACGGAGCCCAGCUGAAGCAGUUCAUCCAGCGGCACGGCAUGCUCAAGCAGCAGGAUCUGAGCUAUGCCAUGAUGGUGACGUCGCGUGAGGCCUUGAGUGCCCUUUCUCAGCUUGUCCCAUGUGUUGGCUGUCGCCGCAGCGUGGAGCGCCUGUUCUCGCAGCUGGUCGAGUCGGGCAACCCCGCCCUGGAGCCCCUCACGGUCGGGGCGAAGGGAUUCCUCUCCGUGACUCGGAGCUGCAUGAUGGAUGCCAAGAAGCUUUAUACCCUCUUCUACGUGCACGGGUCCAAGUUAAACGAAAUGAUCGAGGCAAUUCCGAAGAGUAAGAAGAACAAACGAUGCCAGCUGCACUCCCUGGACACGCACAAGCCCAAACCCCUGGGUGAAGGGAACGCUAGCGCCCCGAGUGCAGAGAAGUUAGGUGCAGAUAAGAGGAGUAGUGACGACGACAGGAAGGAGAGCAGGUGUAGGAUCACUUUCUGCUGCGGACCUUUCCAGGGAGCGGCCGGCAGGGGUUGCUGGAUGGACGUGUGGGAGCUCAUGUCCCAGGAGUGCCGGGACGAAGUUGUCCUCAUCGACUCCAGCUGUCUCCUGGAAACCUUAGAAACCUAUCUCCGGAAACACCGGUUUUGCACAGACUGCAAGAACAAAGUGCUGCGGGCGUACACCAUCCUGAUUGGCGAGCUGGACUGCAGCAAGGAGCGGGGCUACUGCGCCGCCCUGUACGAGGGUCUGCGCUGCUGCCCCCACGAGCGCCACAUCCACGUCUGCUGCGAGACGGACUUCAUCGCGCACCUCCUGGGCCGGGCCGAGCCGGAGUUCGCCGGAGGGUAUGAGCGAAGAGAGAGGCACGCCAAGACCAUCGACAUCGCCCAAGAGGAGGUGCUCACCUGCCUGGGCAUCCACCUGUACGAACGGCUGCACCGCAUCUGGCAGAAGCUGCGGGCCGAGGAACAGACCUGGCAGAUGCUCUUCUACCUGGGGGUCGAUGCUCUGCGGAAAAGCUUUGAGGUGGCCGUGGAGAAGGUCCAGGGCAUCAGCCGGCUGGAGCAGCUCUGCGAGGAGUUCUCUGAAGAGGAGCGGGUGCGAGAGCUCAAGCAGGAGAAGAAGCGCCAGAAGCGCAAGAACCGGCGGAAAAACAAGUGUGCCUGCGAGGCGCCGGCUCCCUUGCAAGUGGCCGAGGAGGAGGAGGAGGAGGAGGAGAUGAGCCAGGGCAAGGAAAACUUCUUGGCCAUCAGCUGCAAAGCCUGUGGCAGCGCCGAAGAGAGCGGCCGCUGCCGGGAGCCCCUGGUGGCCCACGACGGCUCCUGCUGCACCUGUCCCGCUGGCGGCACUCUGCCAGGGUCGCCGAAGGUCAAGAAAGGCUUAUCUGCACACUGUAACGGCAGCGACUGUGGCUACUCUUCCAGCAUGGAGGGCAGCGAGACGGGCUCUCGCGAGGGCUCGGAUGUGGCCUGCACUGAGGGCAUCUGCAACCACGAUGAGCACGGCGAUGACACCUGCCUCCAUCGCUGUGACGACAAGGAGGAGGAGGAGGAGGAGGAAGAAGAGGACAGCUGUGUGGAGUGCUGGGCCAACUCGGAAGACAGCAGCGUCAAAGGCAAGAGCAAGAAGAAGAGGAAGAAAAGCAAGAAGGGCUGCGAGGCGGAGCACCUCCCCAAACUGGGCCCUUGUGUGGUGGACGCCAGUCAUCGUGAGAGCCCCGGCCACCCCACGCAUCCCGAGUUCCACCCGCAGGACAAGACCAAAGAGCCGACGCUGCCCGCCGAGAUGCUGUGCUGUCGGGCAGAAAAGGGCGGCCAGCCGGUGCCUUGGCUGGAGCGCAGGAAGACAGCCGCCCUGCUGUGUGCCGAGCCUCCCGAAGCAGCCUCUGCUCCCGAUGCUGGGAAGGGGGCCAAGAGCUUGGUGGAACUCCUUGAUGAAUCCGAGUGCAUUUCUGACGAGGACAUCUUCAUCUCGCAAGACGAGAUCCAGUCCUUCAUGGCCAACAACCAGUCUUUCUACAGCAAUAGAGAACAGUACCGGCAGCAUCUGAAGGAGAAGUUUAACAAAUACUGCCGCUUGAACGACCACAAGGGGCCUCUGUGCAGAGGGUGGCUCACGACCGCCGGGGCCAACUGAACCCAAUAAAACUCGCUCUGUCUUUCGAGGAAACUCUCUGGAUAUGACUACUGCGCCUUUUCUCCUUUCCUGAACACUUUCUUUAGUGACUUAACAGAAAUCCUCUCUUUUAAAAUCAAUGUGGCUCUCCCCCCCCGCCCCCCACUUUAUUUAUUUCUUUCUCUUUUUUUUCCCCUGUGCAGGAGGCUGGUGAAGGAGGCACCUUUUUAAUUUUGAUAUAUAUUUUGUUUUCCCUUUGGGGCUUGGAUCUUUAGUUUAUACUAGAUGGGGCAAGCCUAGACCUUCAUAAUUUAAGCCAUCUCUGUCUCUUUCUCUCUGUCUCUCCUUCCAUUUAAUGUUUUCUCUUAACUGUGACACUUAACAAACAACAAAAAAAGCAACUUAGUGGCAAAAGUAAUGUUGUACUUAUAAUUCUGUACAGAAAUUACGAGCUCAAUAUAAAGAUUUUACAAAGUAGACAUCCA